Molecule: messenger RNA, 2348 nt
Organism: Spizellomyces punctatus DAOM BR117
Lineage: Eukaryota; Fungi; Chytridiomycota; Chytridiomycetes; Spizellomycetales; Spizellomycetaceae
Exons: 5
Coding region: 396-2102 (568 amino acids)
Biological process (GO): protein ubiquitination; ubiquitin-dependent protein catabolic process
Cellular component (GO): nucleus
Molecular function (GO): ubiquitin protein ligase activity; zinc ion binding
Source: RefSeq, a predicted model, not a curated record
UGUCACUCAAGGGGAAGGCUGUUGAGUGUGAGCAGUUUUUUCUGCUUUCCGUCGAUGGUUUGUUGGUGGUAUUGUUGUAGUGACAAAAAGUCAGGUUUUAGCGCGGCUGCAAGCGUCUUGUCUGUGUGUCGGUGGUUGAAGCGGGUGACUUAAUAGUAGGAGAUUUUUGAGGGUUCUGAUUACUAUUUCCAAUCUUCGGAUUUUUUUCCACCCUCACCGGACCCCAACAGAGCUCGCUGAAAGUUGCCACUAUCAGUAGCAGAGACAUACUUUGUGCAAGACCGCCUUUCCGCUUUCUGCAACCUGGUGUCGAUAGCGCUCGAAAAGAGCUAUAGAGUGCCUUAUACCCUGCCACUUUCCUUUCGGCCUUUUUCUCCAAAGAUACCUCGACCUGCAUGUCCCUGUCGCUGCCAGCCAAUCUCCAAAGCAUCUUCCGCACCAUCAGCGGCAGCGUUUUGGCCUCGAACCAGCAACAGACAAACCAGCAACAACCAGCUCGCCAGCAGCAGCCGACCAGUUCGUCGUCAAACACGUCAAUGCCCUACGGUACCCCAUCUCAGCCGUCGUUGGCAAGCGUGACGAUUUCUCCUCGUCAGAGCGAAUCGGAUAUGCAGGUUGACGAUUAUCAUCACGAUCACCACGGACAUCAUCACCAUCACCACCACCACGAUCAUGACCACGACGGUGAAUGGGACGAAGAAGGAGACUACGACGGGAGCGAUGUAAUGGAUGAUGGCGAUGACGGUGAUGAUGGACAAUCCGGCGGUGCUGGGGACGGCCACGGGAGCGAACAGAGUACCGAGGAUAAGGAGCAAGAAGCAAAACUUCACCAACAUCAAACUGACUUGCGUAAAAGAAUUAUGAUGAUCCAACAAGACAAUUCCAUUCCACCUGCAGACAAAGCGAGACGUAUUCAGGAACUGAUGACCCAAGGCUGGUCGCAAAAGCAGCAAUCGCGUUCGACUGUCAACACCAGGGUUACCAAUCGUCUCGAGAACCGCCGUUCAAACUUUAAUGAACUAACAGAUGCCGACAGGCAACCUACAUACCAUGACAAAGCCAAUGGCAUACUCGGAUGCAAGCAUUAUCAAAGAGCGGCGAAGCUUCAAGCUCACUGCUGUGGAAAAUGGGAUACCUGCCGAUUUUGCCAUGACGAGGUCAGUGACCAUAAUAUUGUGAGAAAUUUGAUCACAACCAUGAUGUGCAUGUACUGCUCCACUGUACAACCCGCUGGACAAGAUUGUAUCAACGAAAAAUGUGGCCGGCGGGUAGCCAAAUACUAUUGUAAAGAAUGCAAGCUCUGGGACAGCGACCCUCGCAAGAACAUUUAUCACUGUUACGACUGCGGUAUCUGUCGUAUCGGGAAGGGGCUUGGCAUUGACUAUUUCCACUGCAAAAAAUGCAACGUGUGCAUGGCCAUCAGCUUGAAAGGACGACAUAAGUGCAUUGAAAGGAAUCUGGAGAGUGACUGUCCUAUAUGUGGAGAGUACAUGUUCACCAGCACAACGACAGUUAUUUUCAUGCCAUGUGGUCAUUGCAUUCACUACAAGUGCCACCAGGACUACAUCCAGACUUCCUACCAAUGCCCGACGUGCCUCAAGUCUCUCGCUGAUAUGAGCGACUAUUUCCGUCGCAUCGAUAUUGCUCUAGCUCAGCAGCAGAUGCCACCAGAGUACGCCGAUCUUUUGAACCAGAUCUACUGCAACGACUGCGAGAAGAAGUGUUACGCAAAGUUCCACUUUAUGUACCACAAGUGCGUAACAUGCAAAGGAUACAAUACCAAAGUACUCCACACGGUCGACACGAGCCAGGUACCGCCGGACCAGCUUAAGCUAGUUCUGGCGUUGAAUGAGACUGCUGGGGGUUCGUCACCAGCCAGCCCGACAACGGCGGUAAACCCCGAACCGCCGGAGGUGACGCAAGAAGAGUCGACCAGAAGGGCUAGUGUCGGGGGUCGGAGCUCUACUAGUAGGAGAGCGAGUAUGGUACAGCGAGGGGUCACAUAUUUUUGCCAUCAAUGUCAGGCUGCAACCAAUCCCGUCAUGGUGGCUGGCACGCAAAGGUGCGGGACUUGCGAUUCGGACUUUCUGGAGCAGCUCUAAGGGAUUGGAACAGUUGGAAGACUUGAAACUAGUGAAGGGACGGUUUAGAUAGAAGAAAUAUCGUCAUGCAAACACUCCCUUGAGUAAUUGGCGGACAUGUGUGACAGGAAUGUGUAGGUUCCAAUAAAAGCCAACUAACUCCAGUCCAGAGGUGCCUAGUGAUGAAACUGACCAAGUCUGCAUGAACACAUUUGUUGGGGCUCGAUCCUUCAAUGGUUGAUAGCGAUUCUAUUGUACUCAUCUAUU